UUCGGGACCAAGUGCGCGGGCUGUGCCCAGGGCAUCUCCCCCAGCGAUCUGGUCCGCAGGGCGCGGAGCAAAGUGUUCCACUUGAACUGUUUUACGUGUAUGAUGUGUAACAAGCCCAAUACUGCCAAAGAAAACAGCCUGCAUUCAGCCACCACCGGCAGUGACCCCAGCCUGUCCCCCGACUCCCAAGACCCCUCCCAGGACGACGCCAAGGACUCGGAAAGCGCCAACGUGUCCGACAAGGAGACGGGCAGCAACGAAAACGACGACCAGAACCUGGGGGCGAAGAGGCGGGGACCCCGCACCACCAUCAAAGCCAAACAGCUAGAGACUCUGAAAGCCGCCUUCGCGGCCACCCCCAAACCCACCCGGCACAUCAGGGAGCAGCUGGCGCAGGAGACCGGCCUCAACAUGCGGGUCAUCCAG
Molecule: messenger RNA, 426 nt
Organism: Eurypyga helias (sunbittern)
Lineage: Eukaryota; Metazoa; Chordata; Aves; Eurypygiformes; Eurypygidae
Product: LIM/homeobox protein Lhx1-like
Biological process (GO): regulation of transcription by RNA polymerase II; neuron differentiation
Cellular component (GO): nucleus
Molecular function (GO): RNA polymerase II transcription regulatory region sequence-specific DNA binding; DNA-binding transcription factor activity, RNA polymerase II-specific
Source: RefSeq, a predicted model, not a curated record